Chara braunii is the source of this 1119-nucleotide messenger RNA. Lineage: Eukaryota; Viridiplantae; Streptophyta; Charophyceae; Charales; Characeae. The record is from the annotation of a GenBank genome assembly.
ACGAGAGAAAGAAUGACUCAGCGCCUCAAGCGGAAUGCUACGUUGUGGUCUAGGGUAUUCAGCACUUCCACCCGUAUCUCUACGAGCAGAAGUUCCUCCUCGUAACGGACCACGAGCCCUUGCCGACACUCAAGAAAUUGACAAACUACACAGGAAUGAUUGGGCGAUGGGUAGUGAGGCUGCAGGAGUACGAUUUUGACAUCGUCCAUCGGAAGACGGAGAGACACGGAAAUGCCGAUGGAUUGACACGUCUACACAAGCCAGGCAAGGUGCCACGCGGCGAGGAGAUCACUCCGUGGAAGGAACCAGAGCAGCCCAAAGGACCCGGGUACGGCCAGUGGACUAGAGACAACAUUCACCCCGCCACGAACGAGGACGUGGAAUUACUCAUUAUUCCGGCGUGGAGAACGGCGGUGGAAGGGGAUUUAUUGGGAUUCGUCUUCAGGUCAGUGGAGGCAGGACAUCGACAGCCGAUCGUCGGGGAACUAUUGAUCCUCCUGACGCAGCUGCUGGACGAUUUGCCGAUUGACAUCGUCUCGCAUUGCGAUGAGAGCCCGACGCCACAUAUUCUCUCGCGCACCCUUACGCCAUAUCUACAGCGGUCGGCGUGCUUGGAGGGCAAUUGGGACAACCGUAGUUACCCGUCACAUGGUAACUACCUAAACCCCCCGGAGAUAAUCGACCUUCUCUUCGCGGAUCGAGGGGAGCAGAAGUCAGAAGAAGAAGAAGAAGAAGAAGAAGAAGAAGAAGAAGGGGAAGAGGGAGACGAAUCGAAAAACACCCCCAAAGAGGACGAGUAUUACAGCGAGCACAGUGAGCAUGAGUCGGGGGCAAUAAGCGAAGAGGAGGAGGAGGACGAGAGCGAGGAAGAAGAGGCGAGACAGGCGAGAACACAGGAAGUGAACCCUGCUGAAACCGAGCAACGCCGGACACAAAUUGCGGAGGGAAAGCAUACGUUGGGAUUGAUUUGCCGAUCCUGGACGAUCCGACCUGAGAUCCGGAGCCGUCAACGGAGGAAGAUGAGCGUUGUGCCCUAGAAACUUCGAGCGCGCUGACACGGAGGCAACGAAGCCGAUCCCCCUCCCCCUCCCCCCGUCCCUCAGUUCGAGCACGUGCCGA